This is a messenger RNA of Psammomys obesus (fat sand rat), 4094 nucleotides long. It is a transcript of the gene Fads3, whose product is annotated as fatty acid desaturase 3. The coding region runs from base 204 to 1553 and encodes 449 amino acids. The record is from RefSeq and is a predicted model, not a curated record. The transcript is spliced from 12 exons. Gene Ontology annotation, biological process: lipid metabolic process. NCBI's taxonomy places the organism in Eukaryota, Metazoa, Chordata, Mammalia, Rodentia, Muridae. Gene Ontology annotation, cellular component: membrane. Gene Ontology annotation, molecular function: oxidoreductase activity, acting on paired donors, with oxidation of a pair of donors resulting in the reduction of molecular oxygen to two molecules of water.
AGGCGAGCGCUGUCAGCGCGGUUAUAAGGGAGGGAAAAGUUCCCUGCGCGGAGAGCCGGGCAGGCGCACGUUCGUACGGCGGCCGCAGCGGCAGGGCGGGGCCGGCAGGGCGGGCGGCGGAGGAAGACCCCCGUUCGCGACCUCGCCUCCCUCGGUGUCUCUCUCAGACCUCGGCCACGUACCAGGGUCCGGAGGACUUGGCCAUGGGCGGCGUCGGGGAGCCCGGCGGGGGACCCGGGCCGCGGGAGGGGCCCGCACCGCUGGGGGCGCCCCUGCCCAUCUUCCGCUGGGAGCAGAUCCGCCAGCACGACCUACCAGGCGACAAGUGGCUGGUCAUCAAACGCCGAGUCUACGACAUCAGCCGCUGGGCACAGCGGCAUCCAGGCGGCAGCCGUCUCAUCGGCCACCACGGCGCGGAGGACGCCACUGAUGCCUUCCACGCCUUCCACCAGGAUCUCCAUUAUGUGCGCAAGUUCCUGAAGCCCCUGCUGAUUGGAGAGCUAGCCCCAGAAGAGCCCAGCCAGGAUGGAAAUCAGAAUGCCCAGCUGAUUGAGGACUUCCGAGCCUUGCGCCAGACAGCUGAGGACAUGAAGCUGUUUGAAGCUGACACCACUUUCUUUGCACUCCUGCUGGGCCACAUCCUGGCUAUGGAGUUGCUGGCUUGGCUUAUCAUCUACCUCUUAGGCCCUGGCUGGGUGUCCAGCAUCCUUGCAGCCCUCAUCCUGGCCAUCUCUCAGGCCCAGUGCUGGUGUCUGCAACAUGACCUAGGUCACGCCUCCAUCUUCACUAACUCCAGGUGGAACCAUGUGGCCCAGCAGUUCGUGAUGGGGCAGUUGAAAGGCUUCUCUGCCCACUGGUGGAAUUUCCGCCACUUCCAGCACCAUGCCAAGCCCAAUAUCUUCCACAAGGACCCAGAUGUGACCGUUGCACCUGUCUUCCUCCUGGGGGAGUCGUCUGUGGAGUAUGGCAAGAAGAAACGCAGAUACCUGCCCUACAACCAUCAGCAUCUCUACUUCUUCCUGAUUGGCCCACCGCUGCUCACCUUGGUGAACUUUGAAGUUGAAAAUCUGGCAUACAUGCUGGUGUGCAUGCAAUGGACGGACUUGCUGUGGGCUGCCAGUUUCUACUUCCGCUUCUUCUUGUCCUACUCUCCCUUCUAUGGUGUCACUGGGACACUGCUCCUCUUUGUUGCUGUCAGGGUGCUGGAGAGCCACUGGUUUGUGUGGAUUACACAGAUGAACCACAUCCCUAAGGAGAUUGGCUAUGAAAAGCAUCGGGACUGGGCCAGUUCUCAGCUGGCAGCCACCUGCAAUGUGGAACCUUCACUCUUCAUUGACUGGUUCAGCGGACACCUCAACUUCCAGAUUGAGCACCACCUCUUUCCCACGAUGCCAAGGCACAACUACCGCAGGGUGGCCCCCCUGGUCAAGGCAUUCUGCGCCAAGCAUGGCCUGCACUACGAGGUGAAGCCCUUCCUCACCGCCCUGGUGGAUAUCAUUGGGUCCCUGAAGAAGUCUGGCGACAUCUGGCUGGAUGCGUAUCUUCAUCACUGAAGGCAGCACUCUCACAGGUGGCAAAGGGGGUAAGGGCAAGAUCGACAGCCCUCCUCACCCCCUGCUGGGGCAGCCUGUCUGCCUGCCUGGUCCUGCUGGCUUUCCUCAGCCCUCAGCAUUUUCUGUUCAAGAGCCCUAUGGCUGUGGCACACGUCCAACAGGAACAGGGGCGGAGGGAACAUACUUAAAGCUAAAUGGUGAGCAUAGCAUGUUUUCCUAGAGCAAGAACUGGAGGAAAACUUGUUAUUUUUAUAUAAAAAGUAACCCAGACACACGGAGGCAAGUGUUGGAUUUUCAUGGAUUGUGGAGCCAAAUCUGCUUCAGACUUCCCAGAGGGGGCAUCAGAGUGUCGAGAUGGGAUGGAGUGUAAGGAGUUCCCCUCCACCCUGAGUGCUCUGGGUCCUGGAGGCCACAGCCACUCCAACUCAGCUCCACCUCAGGGCUUGGUUCCUGUUCCUACACUUAGCAGCACCCCGGGGUGAGUUAAUCAAGAGUCCAAGGUGGAGGGUCCUAUCUGUAGGAGCCGCUGGGUUAUGGGAUAAGGAAAGCCUAUGUAUGUGUCUGUGCGGCCUCGUAUAGCCCAGUAGUGGGGAGCUCUGCCAGACUUGGCAUGGAACAACAGUUGCUGUGCUGGACGAUUGGGGACUCGUGUGGCCAUCCUGUCCAUAAGUCUUGGGAUCUGAGGCCUGCUCCUUGAGCAAGAGCUAGCUUCCUACUGGGCCUCAGGGUAUUCAUCUGGACAAUGGGUGCAGUUGACUCUACCUAUCAACUUUUGGAUGGCUCUAGGGGGAGAUUUUGCUUUAUUUUGGCUUUCCUCACAAAGCGCUAAGGAUGCUCCCUUCUAUCCAUGCUAAGCACCCCAGUUUGGGAGGGCAUUCCUCCACUACUGCUAAAAAUUCAAACUCUGUGCUUUAGGCAUGCUAGGCAAGUACUGCACUCUUGACCUAAGCCCAAGCUUGGUGAGAAAGGAGAGGGGACAGUGGACUCUUUCACCCACAGCAGACACUCCACAGCUCCACAUCUCCUUUAAGGACAUCUCAGCAGCUUUAGGCUGUAGCAAACCCAGCAAAAAUGCCAAGCUGGGGACUGCUCCACUCUCUGUCCAGUGCCCUCUAUACUCUGUCCAGUGCUCCCAUUGCUCUAGACUGUGGUGUCUUUGAUUCAUGGGAAGGGCACAAAUAUUGUAGUUCUGGUCACACGUUUCCCUGGGCCUGCUCCAUGGAACCUGACCGUUCCAAGACCCAGAGCCCCUUAGUGUUCAUAGAGACCAUGAUUAGCACUUCUUCUCCUCUAGGAUAUCCUCCUCACAGGGUUCCUCCUCCCCUGCCCAGCCCAGCUCAGGGUCAGUGACUCGUGGGUUCCCAGAGCCUGGCCCGAGACCUCAGCCUGCUUUCAAAGAGGAUGACAGAGAGACUGGAUCUAUGGCAACCUUCUUCUUACCCUGGGCCAGGAGAGCAAAUGAUGGUCUUCCAUUUACAUUACCUCCCAGGCUGCAGUAGGCAAUAUAAAACUCCCUGUGACCUCCUUGCCCAGGGAAGUGCCAGCAGGAGCCUCCUGGAUAAAGCUAGUGAAGCAAAGGCUCGGUACCCACCUUGAUGCUCUCCCUUUCUCUGGGAGUAGGUGGGUGGGGGCAAGUGGAGGGCUAAGUCAUACAUCCACCAGGGCUUAAGGCUGCUUGACCUCAGGGAAGGAAUUCAAGCUCUCAAAGCCAAAGUAUCACUUCCAAAGUGAUGAGAAAUAAAAAGGAUGUCCCAGGAAGGCUGUUAGCAAAAGGCUGGGCUCAGAAGUGUGUUUAUAAGCCUUGCAUGCAUGAUCCCAUGCCCCUGGGCUAACUAUUUUGUGCCUUGAGACAAGCCUUUUGCUUUCUCUGGACUUUAUUUUUCUCCUCAGGUAAGGGCUGACUAUCCCAUGAAAGGCACUUCUAAGCCCUGUACACACACCUAUAAUCUAAGCCACUUAGGCUGAGGUAGGGGGAUCACAAAUUCAAAGGAAGCCGAGGCAACUUAAAAAAAUCCUGUCUCAAGAUGAUACUAACAAAUGUUUUAAGGGUCUGGGUGGGGAUGCAACUUAGUGGUAAGAUUGUUAGUCCAGCAUGUAUAGGCCCUGAGUUCAAGCCCUAACACACACAUACACACACCAAUUCCUGCCUCAAAAGCAAAUUUCUUAUGCCCAGAGUUUGUCACAUUGUCUUUUUGUACCAACUAUUCCCAUGCAAGAAGUCCCCUCUCCCAUUCAAAUCUUGAUAAACCUGAGUGCCACAUAGGUAUGGCCAAUCUGGGAAGGGCUCUGGAGGGCAUUCCUUCCGCAUACUGUCUGGCAGCACUUUGUCUCCACACUGCCAAGUGGUCAGAGUUCUGUUGGUGUCUCUGACAUGCUUAGGGACAGGACCUGCUCAGGGGAAUCACUGAGCCUGCAGCACCACCCAGGGGUACCCACAGGACUGCAAUGUGAACUGUGAUUCCAUGCUUCCCCUAGUGGUGGCCAUGGGGAAUGUGUUCUCCCUCCAAAUCCAGAGUUGUCUAAUAAAAUACCCUUCAGAGA